AUGAAUGCUCAUCUACUAGAUUUACCCGAUGAAAUACUUGAAUUAAUUGCAUUUAACGUCAUUGAUGGACCGUGGAUUGAUGACGUACGACAUUUUCUUUCGUUUACAUCAACUUGUAAACGAUUUUAUCAAUUCUUUUAUGAUGAAAGAUUCUGGCAAAAAUUAGCUUCACGACGUGAUCCAACCAAUGAAAAGCCUACAGAAAAUACAACAUGGCUAAAUUAUUGUCAACAAAUCUAUCUUAUGCGUACGAUUCCUUCGAAUGCACUUCGAGAGAAUAUAAGUCGAUUUGACGAUAAUUAUUAUUGUACAAUUGAAAAACUGAUUAUUUGGCCGGAUAAAAUACGCAUUUAUAUCGAUGAACGCGGCGAUUAUUCUCUCGGUCCAAUUCAACAUCCGAGAGACUCGAUAGUAGCACUUGUUGAAAACGAUUAUAGCCAGAUUCGUGAUCAGGAAAAAAGACGAGUUUUUGAGUCUAAAUUUUCCAUCGCUGAUGAAAAUUCACGAUAUUUAGGAUAUUUAGAUUUUUCAAUAAGUUUAUCGUGUGAUCCAGCUGAACAAGUACUGAAUUUUCGAUAA
Messenger RNA from Rotaria socialis, 579 nucleotides. The record is from the annotation of a GenBank genome assembly. Lineage: Eukaryota; Metazoa; Rotifera; Eurotatoria; Philodinida; Philodinidae.